This is a messenger RNA of Pneumocystis jirovecii RU7, 879 nucleotides long. Its product is annotated as ribosome biosynthesis protein MAK16. Gene Ontology annotation, cellular component: preribosome, large subunit precursor; nucleolus. NCBI's taxonomy places the organism in Eukaryota, Fungi, Ascomycota, Pneumocystomycetes, Pneumocystales, Pneumocystaceae. Gene Ontology annotation, biological process: maturation of LSU-rRNA; maturation of 5.8S rRNA. The record is from RefSeq and is a predicted model, not a curated record. Bases 1 to 879 code for a protein of 292 amino acids. The transcript is spliced from 6 exons.
AUGGAUGAUGUUGUUUGGCAAGUAAUUAACCAAAAUUUUUGCUCUUAUAAAAUAAAAACAAACACACAAAACUUUUGUAGAAAUGAAUACAAUGUAACUGGAAUGUGUAAUCGCCAAUCCUGUCCUCUUGCAAAUUCACAAUAUGCCACUAUUAAAGAAAAGAAUGGCAUUCUUUAUUUAUAUAUAAAGACAAUAGAAAGAUCACAUAUGCCAUCAAAAACAUGGGAAAAACAUAAACACAUAAUUGACGAAAAACUUUUAUACUGGUCAAAUUUUCUUAUAUACAAAAACAAAGCACGAUUAACAAAACUUACGCAAUAUCUAAUCAAAAGCAAAAGACUUUCUCUUAAGAAACAAACAAAACUUGUUGGAAUCAAACCAAAACAGACCCAACGUGAAGCAACCCGUGAAAAAAAAGCAUUACAAAUAGCAAAACUAGAAAAAUCUAUACAAAAAGAGCUAUUAGAAAGACUUAAAAACGGGAUAUAUGGAAAAAAGCCACUCAAUGUUGAACCCGAAGUCUGGAAAAAAGUCUCAGAAUCACAUAAAAACCAAAAAAAAAAUGAAAGUCAAUCCGAAUAUGAAAAUAGUGAAGAACAAAUAGAAUUUCUUAGUGAUACCAGCGAAGAAAGUGACUUAGAAGAAUGGUCUGAAAAAUAUAAAUUUAAAAAAAAUAGUAUUAUUAACAAAUCUGAUGUAUCAAGUAAUCACGAAAGUGAAAGCGAUAUCGAUAGAAGGGAUAUCAACGAACAAGAGAUAGAAAAUAUUUUCCAAAAAAAAAGAAAACACGGAAAUAAAAAAUUAGAAUCCAAAAAAAGCAAAUCAUAUAUUGAAUUGGAAUAUGAGCAAGAAAACCAAUUAGUAGAUGAAAAAACAUAA